AUGCCGGGACGUGUCGGAAUGAAGAACGCUCAACUUCAUUUUGUACUUCACUUACUCGAUAGUCUGACUUCAAUCAAACUGUACAAGGGGCAAACGGUGGCAUUAGCAGCGUCAGUCAUCAGCAGAAUGAAUCAUUACUUGAAGAGUGCGCCAGUGGCUCGUGUCAAAGAGUCUGAGCUCAAAGGUCCUCGUGGCAGACUCGCCCCUCUACCCUACCGCCCCCUCCCUCCCUCCUCCGCUCAGAACCCACCCCCGCGCAUGCCCGCAAGGAAGGGCUGA
This is a messenger RNA of Danaus chrysippus (African queen), 279 nucleotides long. The record is from the annotation of a GenBank genome assembly. Lineage: Eukaryota; Metazoa; Arthropoda; Insecta; Lepidoptera; Nymphalidae.